Moesziomyces antarcticus is the source of this 1575-nucleotide messenger RNA. RefSeq lists its product as uncharacterized. Bases 1 to 1575 code for a protein of 524 amino acids. The transcript has a single exon. Lineage: Eukaryota; Fungi; Basidiomycota; Ustilaginomycetes; Ustilaginales; Ustilaginaceae. The record is from RefSeq and is a predicted model, not a curated record.
AUGGCGACGGUAAUCGUCCGCCUGCCUUGUGGAAGAGGUGCUCCCAUGUCCCCGACUAGACCUGUCGAGCAGGCCGCCACCGACGCUGGCGAAUCCGUCGAGUCGCUUCUCGAGGCGUUCUUUGCCUCUCACCAGCCCUCGGCUUGGCUGGGCGACUCGCAUCCGGGUUCUCCGGCUCAGUCAGCUUGGUACACCUCGCAUCCCGGCUACAUGUCGAUGGGCGAAUUGCCAGGUCCCCGUCAUCUGAUUCCACCGACCUACCCUGCAUCUCUUCACGUUUACCCUCCGGAGCCCGCACUGCACCAACCGUCGCCUUCACAUCAUUACGCGCCGGAUCGAUCGCAGGCGGUUCUUCCCGUACCUCCAACUGAGGGAGUGCAUUCAUCUGCUCAAGUCUCCCCUCCGCCUCUACCGGUCACAUCCGAGAUCGACAACCGGUUGAUCUUUGGUGAGAACUUCGCUGGAAGCUUCUUUGCCGCGAAUCCGCGCAUGCAGAGCGGCAAUGCGAUCCGCACGAUUGUCCAGCCGCAGUACGUGCUCGAUCUGCUCAUCACGGAGCUGUUCGCCGGCGUCAGAGGAACGUGGGUGCAUCUGCCCGUUCUGCUGAAGCCAGAAUACAUGACCAACCCUGACUUGAUCACUAUGGAGGCCCUGGGAUAUCGAGUUCAGGCCAAGGAGCUUCGACUGCAAGAUGCGCAGCGCGAGCGAAAGCUUCUCUUCACCUUUUCUGUGAAGCCGGACUUUGUUGCGCCUCCAAAGCCUCUACCCCAUGCACCGGGUCAGGGCGCCGAACAGUCGUACGUCGGUGUGUGGGAGCUGCUGCCGACCUCGGAUGCUCGUUCGUCCAAACUGUUCUUGCGCGGCUACUUUGACUAUUCGGCGCAAGAGUUCAGCGAUCUCGAUGAGCAUCCUCAGGCCACAGGAUUGCAGUAUUGGCUUUCAGUGAAGCAGGCCACAUCGCAGCAUUCCAGCCAGCCUGUUCUGAAGGUCAACCUCGAGAGACUGGACGUGCUUUCGUCUCAGGCGCUGCUUCCGAUUCAACCCCAAGAUGCCCAAACUCCAAUCGUUGACUUUGGCGCCCGCCUGAAUCUUGGCAGAUCCUUCGACGGUCGACCGACGUCUCUGUACCAGGAGAUUCUAGAGACCCACUCCAUCCUUGACGAAUUGAAGACGAGGGCGCACUUGGGCACGCGGGCGUUUGGUCAGGUGCAGAUGACCGAGGUUCAGAAAAGGCAGAUUACCGCAGUGAUCUCGCACAAGUUCCACCUACCGGUGCCCGUCAAGAUUCUUCGCCGCGAACGUGACGAGUUUACGAUGCUCAUCUUUCACCCGGAGCUCAAUUGGGUCACCAACCACGUCGCCGACGUGGUCUCGGUGUGGAAGGUCACAGCGGGCCAAGGGAGGAUGCGCGACCUGUUCAACACUGGCUUCUAUCAUCUCACGCCAGAGAUGUGGGGCAAGCUCACCGAGGAUAGGAUCCCCGGGCUGUACGACGCCAAAUUCCGGUGGAGCAUCGCGGCCAGGGACAGCAACAAAAGGCCGCGGAUCAGGAUGUCGAUCCCGCCAAACGUGUAG